GAAAAAUUGAGCGAAGAGGAGAUUAGAGCGAAAUAAUUGGAAUACUGAUGGAAACCGUCCCAAAGUGAGGAGUGUUCUGGAUCAGUAGUAAACACAGCAGUCUUCACCAAGGUCGCCCUAGUCGCCUCGUGCCCGCCAAACCACGCCCUUAAGAAGAUGAGGCAAGGUGUGUGAGGAUGACAGCUUUGUACGCGUGGGGUGCCAACAGCCAUGGGCAACUGGGCCUUGGCUAUGUCAGUGAACAGGUCACGCUACCAACCCGAGUGGAGGAGCUGCCGGACCACCUGAAUGAGCCGUCCAUCCAGUCUGCCGUGGGUGGUGGGGGACACACUUUCUUGCUCACCGCCCAGGGCCGUCUCUUUGGGGCUGGAUGGAAUGCUAGUGGACAGGUUGGGAAUGGCACUCAGGGGCGAGCAGUGCCAAUGUUUCAGCUGAUCCGAGGCCUGGAGGGACACCAGGUGGUCUCAGUGGCCUGUGGAUGGGCACACUCCAUUGCUCUCAGUCAGUCUGGCCAGGUCUGGGUGUGGGGCUCUAAUAGCCAUGGCCAGCUGGGGCUUCCCAAGGAAGAGGUGCCUUUCACAAGCCUUCCAAUUAGCCUCAACCUGACCAAUGUGGUGAGUGUGUCGGCCGGCCUGCGCCACACUGCCGUGGCCACGCGUGAUGGCCGAGCAUACACUUGGGGCCAUGGACACCGUGGACAGCUUGGCCACAUUGAUGGUGAUGGCCAGCUGGUGAAGCAGCAGCCCACACCGAGGGUUGUGGACCACGUGGAAGGAGUGGUGAUGAGUGUUGCCUGUGGCCAGAACACCACGUACGCCCUGACAGAUGAAGGUCAGGUGUUGGCCUGGGGGGACAACAAGUGGGGGCAGCUGGCACACGACCCAAGGAAUGUAGCGUACUUCACCUGCCCCCUCACCAUCCCCCACAACUACUUUGGAGGGAAACGUGUGCUGUGGCUGAGGGCCGGGUGGACUCACUGUGUGGCUGGGGCAACUAAUGGGUCUGUGUACGUGUGGGGUCGGGCAGACUAUGGGCAGCUGGGACCCUCGGAGGAAGAGAAGGACGAUUCAAGUUCAGACACUGCAGCGAAUGAGGAGCAUAGUAAACGGUGCAGAUACAUCCCAAGCAAGCUGUGCAUCAACAAGAGGAUAAAGACAGUGAUGUGUGGCUCAGAGCAUAACCUGUCCAUAGUGGAAGAGACAGCCAAGGAGAGCGCUCUUUACUCCUGGGGCUGGAAUGAGCAUGGGAACUGUGGGGACGGCACCACCACCAACCUCCAUCAGCCAAGGGUCAUUGCGCUGCCUGGCCUUGUGAGGGUCAUUGGUGCUGGGUCAGGUCACUCCUUCGCCCUUGUCAGGCUUUCUUAAUCCUGGGAGUUCUCUUGGUUUGUUUCUCCCUCUGUGUUUUUUGUUCUUUGUUUCUGAGUUAGUUUUUUUUCUUUUCUUACUUUCUAUUCUUAUUUCAUCUGUUGUCCUGAUGUUGUCUUCUCUUAUUCUUUUAUUUCCUUUGUUUCCUCCUUGAUUUGCUGUCUUUUGUCUUCUUCCUUCUCUUCACCUCUUUUUCUAUAAUUCAUUGUCAUAGUUUUGUCUCCUUUUUUUCAUUUUGUUUUUCUUUUUAAUCCACUGCCUUCUUAUUUUCUAUAUUUUGUCUCUUCCUUUUCUGUAUAUUUGUUUUACUUUAUAUUUCAUUACAUUCUUCCUUCCUUGCUGUUUUUUCUAUUCUUUCUCACUAAUUUGACAUUUUUGAGAACAUUGAUCUAACUUUAUCAAACCUCCCUUUCCCAUCUCACAUCUAUCUUUCCCUUUCCAUCAUGGUUAUUUUAGAAGUCAAGCUCAUUUAGAAACAAGAACUCCCCUUUUUUAUUUCUCACAUCAGCGCAACUUACUGGGUCUCAUAACUCCCUUUAACCCCUAAAUAACCCAUAUGUGCUUCUGACUCCACCUCCCCUGUAUGCCUGUAUAGAAGGGGCAAGGUCGAUAUGGUCAGUCAUUACCCAACAUGCAUCUCUCCCUCUCUUGUUUAUCUCUCACCUGUUAUAGUCAAGCAUUCACAGGUGUUUUAACGAAGCAUUCUCAGGGGGGAGGCUGUUCUCUCACCUGUCAUUGUUCUCUUAUGCAUAUAGGUAUGUACUCCCUCAUUGAUUACUGUACUGGAUGCUUCACUUGAGAGGUCUUGCUCGUUUUUACUUGGAGUCGUCUUUUUAUUUUAUCUCCCUGUUUGUGAGCUGCUGAAGAGAUACUUGUGUGUGUGUGUGUGUGUGUGAAAUUUUUUCUUUCUUGUCCUUAGGUUCAUAUUCAGUUUGCUGAAGUUUUUGUUUUGUUUUUGUCAUUCAGUUUCGUGUAUUUAGCAUUUCAGUGUAGCUUUUCUUUCCCAGAUGUGAAGUCACAUUAGAAUUUUGUGGUGUGAUAUUAUCCUUUGUGUGUGUGUGUGUGUGUGUGUGUGUGUGUGUGUGUGUGUGUGUGUGUGUGUGUGUGUGUGUGUGUGUGUGUGUGUGCAAGGAGAAGAGUAAGAAAGUCUUCACGUUGCACUGACCAGCAUUGAGAAAGUUUUUAAUUUAAAGUUUUACCUUUACCGGGAAAUUUUUAAUGUGUGUAUGUGUGUGUGUGUGUGUGUGUGUGUGUGUGUGUGUGUGUGUGUGUGUGUGUGUGUGUGUGUGUGUGUGUGUGUGUGUGUGCAAGGAAGAGAAGAGUAAGAAAGUUUUCAUGCUGUACUAUUCAUCAUUGAGAAAAUUUUUAAAAGUUUUUAACCCUUACUGGGAAAAUUUAUAAUAAUUAUCGUCAUUACUUUUCACAAUUUUUCCAUCCCAUGACACAUCCCAUCAUGAUAUCGCCCCAAGGUUCAGAUUGGGUUUGCGCAUAAUCACCAAAUUUUGAAAGGUUUUACCCUUUACUGGGAACGUUUAUUAUUAUUACACAAUUUUUCAUCCCAUGACAUAUCCCAUCAUGAUAUUGAUCCUGGAUUUGGAUUGGGUUCCCACACUAUCAUGAGAGUUUGGUUUGGCCCUCAGCUGGGAACAUUUGCUACUAUCAUCAUUAUCAUGAUUUCUCCAUCACACGAUAUUUCCCAUCACACGCCUGGCACUACAGUAGGAAGUGUUUAGGGUGAUGCUAAGCAGGUUCUGUUGCUUCUUGUGGGAUGUGGUAAUGCUAGUGAGAGCCUUAAUGAAUUUUAAAAAAUAAAUAUAAAACAUCACUGGAGAAUAAGGACACGCACAACCAGUGUGUAAAAUUUUUUUAUAUAGUCAAACUUCUUUUGUACGCCAUGAACAAUUUGCAGAUUAGGGAUAAGAGAAGAAUAUUUGUAUAUUUAACUUCUUUUGUAGUUCAUAUAUGAUAUGCUGAUUAGGAGCAUUGAGAUUUUUUUUUAUCUCAGGUUAAUCUUGUCUGCACUGCUCAUACAGGAGUGAUGUCACACUGGCCCUCAACACUGAACGUGCUUAGGAAACAUUAUGAAGCGUUAUGCUACCGAAACACUGCAGGGGGUGAGACCAGGAGGUGCUGAAGACAAGAACUGACAUGGCACGAUUUACUAUCCACAACCCUCUUACUGCUCUGGGUAUUUUUUCUUGACCUCCCUAUAAAGUGUUUGCGUGGAGAUGCACCACAGGAAAAUGAGAAAACGUGAGAUUAAUUUAGUCUUCUUACACUACAGAAAUAUUUACAAGGGGUUAGUGUGAGAAUAAUGUAUAAAAAGUUAUAUUUAUUUGAAGAGAAAGUUUUGUCACUCAUGCAGUUUUGUUUGGUUCAUUAUAGAAUUUUCAAACUCUGUCAUUCACCGUGAAAUUUUAAUGUAAACUUGUCAUAUAAUAUUAUAACUUAAGAAUUCAUUGCUCUGGAACUCCCUCUUUCCUUCUGUAUUCCCCCCUUCCUAAGCUUUUUAUCCUCCAGUUUUAGAAAACCUUUGGCUUUUCUCUUUUGUGACUGGCACCUCAGUGGACUCUUUUCCCCUCUUUAUUUCUGUAGACCAGUGCCACUUGAAUAUAAAGAGACUAAGAGCAAGUGUACAGCUCCAUAUAACUUGGUCUUUGGCAGUCUCACUUGAUUGCCGGACAGACUCUAGUGGCAGUAAGGCAGGUGCUAAUCCCAUGGCAGGAAUGUAGGCCAAUGACAUAUGAUAGAGGAUUCUUAUGACUUACUUGGGUCCUUACCACACGAUGGUUGCAAGAAAUGAGUUGGUAAUUCUAUUUUAUACUUCUGCUAUUAAUAUGUGUGCUUGUGUCUCCUGUGUGGCUGUGCGUGCGUGGGUGUGUGUGCUUGCUGCUAGCUGUUGAGUGUACUGAACUAGCCACCUACAUAGGCCUGCCAAUAAGCUGUUAAGUACUUAAUACAUUUCAUUACCAAAGUGCUAAUCUAUAUAUGCUCUGACUUGCUUCUUUCUUUGGUUCACUAUAGAUCUUGUCAAAAAACCAUCACUUUUUAUUGCACUUACAUUCAUUUUCAAGCUGAUAUGAGAGGUCAUAGUUGAUCUUGAAUUGUUGACACAUUUACUCUUGAGGAACCUGUUAAAACAUCACUAUUUCCCCCACCGGCACUAUGGACACUUGAGGCAGUCUAUGAUGUCUUGUUUAGGGUUACACUGCCCUUGAGGAACCUGUCAAAAUGUCCAUUAUUUCCCUAGCACUCUCACUUUAAACACUCAAGACAUUACUUCCUGUUUUUUAUUACACUACUCUUGAGGAACCUGUCAUAACUUCCAUUACUUCCCUGACACUCAACAUACAUGCUUAUUGUUGGUCUUACUUCCUUAAAUCUGUUCAUCACCUAAUUUUGUUACCUUUAGUAUAUUAGUGAGGAGAUUAUGGUGUUCCUAGUCUACUCUCACUCUUCUUACUUUCAUCAGGCACUCUCAUACAUCUCUUGCUAUGACAGUGGGGGGUUGUUUUCAUUUUCUCAUGUCUCCCACAACAAUACAGUGAGAUUUACUUGGCUUUCUGAGAAGCACUCCUCACCCCUAGAAUUCUUAAAUGUCCCUUAGUUUACACUCUCCCUUCACUCUGCUGAUGGGAGCAAUAUUCACAUUCUCACCUCCCCCCAUAAUAAAGUGAGAGGCAGGACAAUAGCCUCUCCUCACUCAUUACUCUCACGUGGCACUCUUUAGAUGCCUCCUAGUUUCACUCGCCUCACCUCCCACCAUGGUACUAGUUCUCCACACAUCCAGAACCUUGUGAUGCCACUCAACCCUUAGUAUAGCUGCCAGCUUAGUCAAGAGGCCAUGAGAGGGCAUCACUGAGCCCCACAACAUAGGUUAUAUACACAUACUAUAUAUAAACACACUUUUUUCCUCUCUCUCUCUCUCUCUCUCUCUCUCUCUCUCUCUCUCUCUCUCUCUCUCUCUCUCUCUCUCUCUCUCUCUCUCAGUCCGUUUACAGGAGAAUGGUUAUUUGAUCCGGCAUGUGAGAAAUGUCCAAGUGUUGAUAGGAGUGCUUCAUGGGGCAGCCAAUUGUUCCUGGCAGUUGUGGUGAUACAGAGAUGAAGUGUUUUUCUUUCAUUAUGGGUUAUUUUGUAGGAGUCUUGCGAGAUGUGACUUGUGAAUGGCAAAAAACCUUACCAAGAGUUUUGACGAGAGUCCAUGACACCUCCACUGGGCAGUGUGUGUGGCUCCCGGACACACUGCACUGCUAGCUACAGCGACUUUGGCGCCGCUGGGCCACUGCACACCUCUAAUGACUAUUCAUGUCAAUCACAUGGCAGGGAAUGUUGCUUCAUUAUGCAUAACACAACAGUGUUGUUUAUAAUGCCGUGGGUGGUAACCUUCACUUUCUCUGACGUGAAGCAUGUUAUCAGAGGCCUGCCUUGGCAUGCUGGUGUCUUGGGUGACCAGUUGUUGACCUCAGGAAGAUACAUCUUGCUGUGGAUAGGAAGUUUUGUGAUAAAUAUAUACAUAUAUAUAUAUAAAUAUUGAUUCUCAGUCAUAUGGAGAAACUGUAUAAUUUAAUGAAAUUUUUGUAUUGUACGUUUAUCAAAUGUGCCGUUGGAACUGUUGGAAGGCAAGGGUGGGGCACACUGGCUGCUGCCGAUGCCGGAAGUCACGUCCACCCGGGCACUGCAGGUCCUCAGUCAUGCAUUUGCUAUCCUCCUCAUUUAAGGUGAACCUGCUGCUUUGUACAGUGAGUGACAUAAUGACCACCCUCUAACACGGGUGGAGACUCAACACCUGCACACUCCCACAUCCUCCUGGGCAGCACAGCACAGUGCCGUGCAGCAUGAUAUGCACAGCUUCAGGAGCAUCACUUGGCUCUGAGUUGAGCUUCACCUGUAACAGUGGACAGAAGUACUGGUCACUUACUGUAUGAUGAGACCAUUUAUAUGGGUAUCACUAGAUGUGCUCUCAUUAUAUUUGUUUGUCAUAAGUUAGUUUGCCUAGCUAUCUUUUUGUGUGUGAUUCCAAGCUUUAUUUUUUAUUCUUAUUUUGUGUUCCCUUCUGCAAGCAGUGUUUCUGCACUCUUGGGUCUCCGCCAGACAAUCGAACUGUUGUUUGUGACACGUCUCUCUUGUGAGCCACACUGGUGACUCUCUCCAUAUCAUGCAUGUGAGGAGAGCCUGAGGUGCCAUUGUGCCCUGUGGCAGCAGAGUGCCACAGAGAUGCCCUGUAGUGGAGUGGGUCUACCACCACCACUACCACCACCAUCACCAUCUCAGCAUCUUAGAUCAUAUGAGAAAGGAGAUGUUUGGUUGAUUUGCUUUAAGAAUUCCGUUAAUAUAUCUUGCCACUUGUAUUGUUAUUAUGUUGUAAUAGGAAAUAACUAGAAGUGAAUUAUAUCAAAUGCUCAGUGUGUUUUGGAGACAGGAUUUUGUACUCUGUGCCUCCUGGGGUCUUUACAAGGGCAGGGGUUUGGGUCUCUUAGGCUGGAAGAAAUCUUUGGCCAAAAUAUAAUUUUUUUGUGUGUGAAGAGGUGGGAACUUUCUUUUUUGACAUUGUAUUGUAAGAAGUGAAGAAUGCAUUUGGGAAUAAAAGGGAAGAGCAAA
Portunus trituberculatus (swimming crab) is the source of this 6965-nucleotide messenger RNA. RefSeq names its product secretion-regulating guanine nucleotide exchange factor-like. The coding region runs from base 177 to 1367 and encodes 396 amino acids. The transcript is spliced from 8 exons. The record is from RefSeq and is a predicted model, not a curated record. NCBI's taxonomy places the organism in Eukaryota, Metazoa, Arthropoda, Malacostraca, Decapoda, Portunidae.